This is a messenger RNA of Acanthosepion pharaonis, 1725 nucleotides long. The record is from the annotation of a GenBank genome assembly. NCBI's taxonomy places the organism in Eukaryota, Metazoa, Mollusca, Cephalopoda, Sepiida, Sepiidae.
AUGAUAUUGGUUAACAAGCCACUUCUUUAUCUUUUUUUCCAGAUACAAUCAUUUUAUUCUCACAUUGUUACGUCAUUAUUUUUGCACCAACCUAAUAUUUUUCUCCAUUCCUUAUUCUUUUUCCUUAUCCUGUUUUUCUCUUUUCUUCUCAUUUUCUUUCAUGAUCUUUCAUCCUUGCCUAUCUUUUCUUUUGUACCUUUUGUCUUCCGUUGUCUUUUUUCUUUUUUUUCUCUUCCUCUCCCACUUUCUUCCUUUCUCUUCCCCUUCUUUUUUCUUAGUUUUGUCCUCCCCUUCACUUAUUUUUUUUUUUUUUCUUUUUCCUUUUUCUUCCUAAAUAUCUUUUUCUUCUUUUCUCUUCUUGCCCUUUUUUACCUUUUUUUCUUAUUUUUUCCCCUUCCUUCUUUUCUUCCUUCAAAUCAUUUUCUUGCUCAUCUUUCUUUUACUUUCCCUUCACAUUCUUUCUUUUUUGUCUUCCCCUUUUCUUCUUAUUUUCUAUCUUCUUCUUUUCUUUUUUUUCUUUUUCUUCUUCCUCCUCCUUCCUUUUCCUUCUUCUUCUUCCUUUCUUUCUUUUUCUUGCUCAUCUUUCUUUUUACGCUCUUCCUUCUUUUUCCUCUCUUCUUCCUUUUAUUCUUUUUCCUUCCCAUUUGUCUUCUUCUUUCUUUUCUUUCUUUCUUUCUUUUCUUUGUUCCUUUUUUACUUCUUUUUUGUUCCCAAUUUCUUUUUUUCUUUUUUUCCAUUUUCUACCUAUCAUUUUCUUUUCUUCUUCUUCUUCUUCUUCUUCUUCUUUCUUCUUCUUUCUUUCUUUUUUUUUUUCUCUUUUAUUUCUUCUUUUUUCUUUCCCUUUUUUUUCUUUCUUUUUUCUCUUCCCUAUUUUAUUUUCUUCUUCUUUUUUCUUUUUCCGUUGCUUUUUUCCCCAUUUUCCUCCUUUUUCCUUUCCCCCUUUUCUUUUUUCUUCUUUUUUCCACUCCUAUCAUUUUCUUCUUCUUCUUCUUCUUCUUCUUCUUCUUCUUCUUCUUCUUCUUCUUUCUUCUUCUUUCCUUUUUUUGCUUUUCUCUUUUCCCCAUUUUAUUUUCUUCUUUUUUCUCUUCCUUCUUCUUCUUGCUUUUCCUCUUUUUCUUCCUUUUCCCUUCCCCCUUUUCUUUUUUCUUCUAUUUUCCACUCCUAUCAUUUUCUUCUUCUUCUUCUUCUUUUUUUUCUUUCUUUCUUUCUUUUGUUCUUUUUCUCUUCCCCAUUUUAUUUCCUUCUUUUUUUCUCUUCCCGUUGCUUUUUCCUCUUUUUCUUCCUUUUCCCUUCCCCCUUUUCAUCCUAUACACCAUCUCAUUUUCUUCUUUCUGUCCAUCUCAUUUUCCUCUCUUUCUCUUCCCUUCCGUUUCCUUCCUCUUCUCUUUCUUUUCACUUUUGUUCUUUGGCCCUAUCCUUUUCUUCCUUUUUUUCUCUUCUCAUUGUCUUCAUUCCUUUUUUCCCUCUCAUCUUUUUUCUUUUUCUUCCUCUUCUACUCCCUUCUCAUAUUCUUCCUUUCCUUCCUUUUUCCCAUCUCAAUUUCGUUUCCUUUCCUUCUCUAAUAUUUUUUGUGUUUCUUUUCCAUUCUCUUUUUCUUUUUCUCCCUUUGCUUCCUUUUCCCCCUCCUUCAUUCAUCGCAUUUUUUCCUUCUUUUUUUUCUUUUACUGCCGUCCAUUGCUUAUAGAUUUACCUUUGAUGUUCCGUUUGAAUUGCAAUUCCUACUGA